AUGGAUAUAAAAAGAGAUCCAAUUGAAGAAUAUAUUACACAACUCGGUGGAAAUAAGUUGAUCAGAAAGAUUCUGAUUGCCAACAAUGGUAUCGCAGCUGUAAAGGCAAUACGUUCCGUUAGAAAAUGGGCGUAUUCAACAUUUGGCAAUGAGAGAAUCAUUAAGUUCGUGGUUAUGGCGACACCCGAAGACUUGAAAGCGAAUGCCGAGUACAUUAGAAUGGCCGACCAGAUCAUAGAGGUACCGGGUGGUACCAACAACAACAACUAUGCCAACGUCGAUAUUAUCGUUGAUUUUGCAGAGCGUGCCGGUGUACAAGCGGUUUGGGCAGGUUGGGGUCACGCCUCUGAGAAUCCGCGUUUGCCAGAGCUGCUCUCGCGUACCGCCACAAAGAUUGCAUUCAUCGGACCACCCUCCAACGCGAUGAAGGAUCUCGGAGACAAGAUUGCCUCGACCAUUGUUGCGCAAUCGGCGCGUGUCGCCUGUGUUCCAUGGAGUGGAAGCGGUCUGACGGUCGAGUACUCCAAGACCGGUGUCACCGAGGACGUCUACCGCCAGGCGACAAUCGCCACCGUCGAAGAAGCACGCGUUUGCGCGGAGCGCGUCGGUUUCCCUGCUAUGAUAAAGGCGUCGGAGGGUGGUGGUGGAAAAGGUAUCCGUAAGGUCACCACAAUGGAGGAGUUGCCCGCCUGUUUCCGUCAGGUGCAAUCAGAGGUGCCGGGUUCGCCCAUCUUCUUUAUGAAGCUCGUACCGAAUGCGCGUCAUUUGGAAGUACAGAUUAUCGGUGAUCAAUAUGGAGAGGCUAUAUCGCUCAACGGUAGAGAUUGUUCGGUGCAGCGUCGUCAUCAAAAGAUUAUCGAGGAGGGACCGGCGUUGGCGCCACGUCCAGAAGUAUGGUUGGAAAUGGAACGUGCAGCUGUUCGUCUCGUCAAGGAAGUAGGAUACGUCGGAGCCGGUACAGUUGAAUAUCUCUUUGAUGGUGACUACUACUUUUUAGAAUUGAAUCCAAGAUUACAAGUGGAACAUCCAGUCACCGAAGAAAUUACAGGUGUCAACCUACCUGCAACUCAAUUACAAAUUGCUAUGGGAAUACCAUUGUACAGAAUUCCAGAUAUUAGAAGAUUAUAUAAUCAACAACCAUUGGAGAGUAGUAGUAUUGAUUUACAAGAUUUUUCAAAGAGAGUUCCAUCAAAGGGACAUUGUAUAGCAGUAAGAAUUACCGGUGAGAAUCCAGAUGAAGGAUUCAAGCCGACAUCAGGAAAGAUUCAUGAAUUGACAUUUAGAAGCACUCCAAACGUUUGGGGUUACUUUAGUGUUGGACCGUUUGGUGGUUUACACGAGUAUGCCGAUUCACAGUUUGGACACAUCUUUGCUAGUGGAGCGACUCGUGAGGAUGCCCGUAAGGCAAUGGUGUUGGGAUUGAAGGAGAUUUCGAUUCGUGGUGACAUUCGUACACCCGUUGAGUAUAUCAUUCACUUGUUGGAGACGGAAGCGUUCCGCAUGAAUGAGAUUCACACUGGGUGGCUGGAUGUCUUGAUUGCCGAGAAGAUCAUCACACCGAAACCCGACAAUAUGGUGGUUGUCCUAUGUGGAGCACUCUACAAGGCACACUCACUGUAUUGUUCGCGUGGCAAUGAGUUCAUUCAACAGGUAACCGUUGGACAGUUGCCGUCGAUGGAGCUACUCGCUAAUGUCGUCCCGAUCGAACUGAUCUACAAUAACGUUAAAUAUUUAUUCGAAGUUUCAAGAAAGAGUGCAUCGACAUUCAUGGUUUCACUAAAGAGCGAUCGUUCCAACUUCAUUGAGGCAAGCAUUGUUUUGAUGUCCGACGGUGGAUUGUUGGUGAUGCUCGAUGGCAAGAUGCAUGUUUGUUACGGACGUGAAGAUGUCACUGGAAUUCGUUUGACCAUCGAUUCGAAAACCUGUAUAUUCAGUCAGGAGUAUGAUCCAUCGAUUCUCCGUACGUCGUCGCCAGGCAAACUGGUCAGGUAUCUUGUGGACGAUGGUUCCUUCGUGACCAAGGGAACUUCUUUCGCCGAGAUUGAAGUCAUGAAAAUGUAUAUGCCAUUGAUUGUCCCAGAGACUGGAAGAAUCAAGUUUGAACUGUCGGAAGGUAGUGUCAUGACAGCCGGUGCUAUUAUUGCACAUUUGGAGUUGGAGGAUUGCUCAUCAAUCCAGAAAUCGACAGUGUUUACCGGUACUCUCAAGAAGAUGUUGCCGCCAACUCUUAUCGGUGACAAACCACAUCAACUGAUUGCACAUACAAUCCACUGUGUGAAAUCGGUGUUGGGUGGUUACGAAGCGAUUCAAAUCAACGGACUGAUCGAGAGACUAUUCGAGCAGAUCAACGAUCCUCAACUGCCAUUCUACGAGUUCAACGAACAGCUCUCAGUGAUCAACAAUCGUAUUCCUCAAUCGUUGUCGUCGCUCAUCUGCGAGGAACUCUCAAGAUUCAAAUCCAACACAAUCGAAAGUGUUAUCUGCAGUCAGUAUCAACCAUCUGCUCAAACAGUUGCUGACGACUUUAACACACUCUCUCUGAGCAAGUCACUCAAUGCCUAUUUGAACAAGUCGCAACUCGAGAAUGAAUCGGUUGCCAAGACACUCACUCAAACUGUCAAACCAAUUCUGGAUCUCACUCACAAGUAUAUCGAUGGUAUCAAAGGUGCACGAAUCAACAUCAUCCGUUCACUUCUCGAAGAGUUUAUCACUGUUGAGGGAUUGGUACAACACCGUCCACUCCAAACAGUACUCAAGAUUCUCAGACAAACCUACAAAGAAAACAUGCCAAGACUAUUGGAGUUGGCAAUGGCAAUUCAUCCACAAUCAAAGAAACAUAUUCUCAUUCUCGGUUUGUUGAAGAAGAUCGACUUGGACAACUCGGUUCCCGACUACAUCGAACUACUCAAAAAACUAUCGCAACUCGCUGGCAACAGUAUGGAUAUCUCACUGCGCGCGAAACAAAUCAUUGUUAACUCACAAUUGCCAUCGAACGACCAACGUAUCAUUCAACUCGAUCGUUCCAUCAAACAGAUUAACGAACUUCUCGAGGAGGAAGAGAGAUACAAGGAGAUCUACAACAUCUCUAAACAAUCGGCUGACUUGCUCGAUGUUCUCAUUCCAAACUUUGAGAACGCCGACGAGUUUGUUCGUCGUACUUCAAUGGAGAUCUAUGUUCGUCACUCCUAUCGUUCUUAUCACGUCGAGAACAUUCGUGUCACUCUCGACAACAAUGACGCAGAAGCGAAACGUGGAUUCGAAAGUGUUGAAUGGCAUUUCUAUAUUACACUGCCAGGUAACAAUAUAAGUCCACCGCUAUCAUCGUCGAGCAACGGUCGUUCCACUCUUGGUUUGGGUGUGCGUCCUCACUCGAUCUUGAGCGGACUCUCAAUGAUGCGUACCGACUCUACAGACUCGAUUCAAGCGAUGGAAGAUCAAACCAAACUUCGUUACGGUAUGAUGGUAUCGUUUGAGAAUGAAUCGAAAUUCGAAGUAGCUCUUCCCAAUAUCUUGAAGAACUACAAUAUCGAAGAUGAUUUCAAUCAAGGACGUUCAAAGACAUCGGGCGAGAGCACCGACAUCCUCUCUGUAGUAUUGAAAUACCUGCCAGAGACAAUGGCAGAGGAGAAUGAAGCUACUCAACGUUUCUCUGCUAUUCUCAAGUCGAAUCAACGUGAGCUGUCACUCGCCAGAAUCCGUCGUGUCACUUUUGUCUGUUGUGGUAAGGUCGGUCAACAACCGAAAUACUAUACUUUCCGUGAGCGUCAUGGAUACAAGGAAGAUCCAAUCUUUAGACAUAUCGAACCGGCAAUGGCUUAUCAUCUUGAAGUUCGUCGUUUGAAUAACUUUGAUAUCUCACACGUUCCAACUCAGUCACAACGUAUCCAUCUCUACUAUGCACAGGAGAAGGGUAAGAAGGAGACCGAUCCAGAUGCCGAUCGUUGUUUCUUUGUCAGAUCGGUUAUUAGAUUCAGUGAUCUCUCAUCGAAUGGAAACGAAACAAAGAUGGUUGAUAUCCUUCUCUCUCAGGUGGAAGCACUUCUCUCUGAGUCGAUUGAAGCUCUCGAGAUGACAAUGGCCAAUCGUAAAUAUGCACGUGCACAAAAUCAUAGUAUCUUCUUGAAUAUCAUGCCAGAGGUCAUGUUUGACGAGCGUAUGAUUGGCUAUGUCGUACAGGAGAUUGGUGACCGUCUCGGUAAGAAGCUGUGGAAGUUGCGUGUCGGACAAGUCGAAGUCAAGGGUCGUCUCAGAAAAGACAACCAGCUGAUUCCAGUGAGAUUCUUUGUACAGAAUCCAACUGGUUAUGCAUUCCAAGUGCAAUGCUACUACGAGCAGAUGAACGCAGUUGGCCAGCAGGUGUUUGCUGUCGUUCCAGGAAGUGCUCGUGGCAUCUGGGAAGGUCUGCCAGUCGACACGCCAUAUCCAGUGAUGGACGCCGUUCAACGUAAUCGUUUCAAAGCACAACGUCUCGAUACCACCUAUGUCUACGAUUUCCCAGAUCUCUUUACCGAGGCACUUCAAUCAAUCUGGAUGGAGUACAUGGAGCGCAACAAGGAGAAUCCAGCCAAAGUAAGUCCACCACCACGUCCAGUGGUAGAUGCCGUCGAACUCAUUAUCACUCCAGGUGUCAACUGUACAGACUAUCCACCUUCUACACCAUACGAGCAGCUGCCAGAGAAUAUGCGUCCUACAAUCGAAGAGACAUACCGUCCCAUAGGCUACAACGACAUCGGUAUGGUAGCAUGGAAGAUGACACUCUACACACCGGAGUAUCCAGCCGGUCGUCAAGUCAUUGUCAUUGCCAACGAUAUCACCCAUCAAAUCGGUUCGUUCGGUCCACAAGAGGAUCUGAUGUUCCAACUUGCCAGUGAGAUGGCACGUCGUGAACAAAUUCCAAGAAUCUACCUAUCUUCCAACUCUGGUGCAAGAAUUGGUUUGGCAGAUGAGGUAAAGAGUAAGUUCCGUGUACUUUGGAACAAUCCAAAGGAUCCAUCUAAAGGUGCUCGUGCUCUAUAUCUCGCCGAUGAAGACUAUCAAGCGCUAUCAAAGACAAACUCGAUUGCCGCUCAACAAGAUGCAGAGGGAAGAUGGAUUCUCACAGAUAUCAUCGGUCAAAAGAAUGGAUUCGGUGUUGAGAAUCUCAGUUGGUCAGGUUUCAUCGCUGGUGAAACAUCGAAAGCCUACGAUGAUAUCUUCACAAUCACUCUGGCAACAGGUCGUUCCGUUGGUAUCGGUGCUUAUCUUGUUCGUCUCGGUCAACGUACCAUCCAAAACGAUGCUCCUAUCAUCUUGACAGGUGCAUCGGCACUCAACAAAGUUCUUGGUAAAGAUGUCUACGAAUCGAAUCAACAGUUGGGAGGUGCUCAAAUUAUGUAUCCAAACGGUGUUUCUCAUAUCUCUGUCAACGACGAACUACGUGGUAUCACAUCGAUACUCCAAUGGAUUGCAUUCGUUCCCAAGUCCAAAGGAGAGUUGGUUCCAAUUGUAGCGCCAAUCGAUCCACCCACUCGUGACAUUGAUUUCGAUCCAACCAUGAACAGUAAAUACGAUAUUCGUGAUUUGAUAUCUGGUUAUUCAUCAAAUGUCGAUCCAUUGGUUUGGAUCAGUGGUUUGUUCGAUCGUGAUUCUUUCAUUGAGACCAUGGGAGGUUGGGCCAAGACAGUUGUCUGUGGUCGUGCCAGACUCGGUGGUAUUCCAGUCGGUGUCAUCGGUGUGGAGACUAGAACCAUUGAGAAGGUUAUUCCAGCCGAUCCAGCCAAUCCUCUAUCACAGGAAGUCGUCAUUCCACAGGCUGCACAAGUAUGGUAUCCCGACUCCUCUUACAAGACUGCUCAGGCAAUUGCCGACUUUAACAAGGGUGAGGAGUUGCCACUCAUUAUCUUGGCCAACUGGAGAGGUUUCAGUGGUGGUAUGAGAGAUAUGUUUGACGAGAUUCUCAAGUUUGGUUCGAUGAUUGUCGACAACCUUCGUAACUACAAACAACCCGUAAUGGUUUAUAUCCCACCUGAAGGAGAGCUUAGAGGUGGUGCUUGGGUAGUGUUGGACAGCACUAUCAACUUGGAUCAAAUGGAGAUGUACGCCUCUGAAAGCGCAAGAGGAGGUGUUCUCGAACCAAACGGUAUCGUUGAGAUCAAGUACCGUGAUCCGGAACUCAUUCGCACAAUGCAUCGUCUCGACGACAAGAUCGCAUCGCUCGACCAAGAUCUUGCCAACUGCCAAGACGACAGCCAAAUCAAGCAAAUCAAACAACAAAUUCAGACACGUGAAAAAGAGCUACUGGCAAUCUAUCAGCAAGUGGCAAUCAAGUUUGCCGACCUCCACGACACUCCGGGUCGUAUGAAAGCCAAGGGUGUCAUUCACGACGUCGUCCCAUGGAAAUCGGCACGUAAAUACUUUUACUUCCGUCUCAAACGCAGACUACUGGAGGAACAACAGAUCCGCCUGAUGGAGCGUAUCAACCCAUCACUCAACCGAUACGAACGCAAACAAAUCUUGGAAUCAUGGAUCGAAGAAUUGGCAAUGUCCGAAGACAACCAAUUGCCAGCUCAAUUCCACGAGAAUCAGUGGCGAUCUGAAUUCCUCAGUAACUCAUGUAAUUUAUUGCAAGACAAGAUCAACGAUCUUAGAAAGUCCUACAUUCAAAACCAAAUUGUUCACUAUGUACAACAAGAUUCAGAUGCAGCUUUAGACGGCUUAAUUCAAUUGAUUGAUACACUAUCACCCGAUCAAAAGAAAUAUAUAAUAUCAAAAUUGAACAAUUAA
Messenger RNA from Heterostelium album PN500, 6762 nucleotides. RefSeq names its product acetyl-CoA carboxylase (gene accA). Gene Ontology annotation, biological process: fatty acid biosynthetic process. The record is from RefSeq and is a predicted model, not a curated record. The coding region runs from base 1 to 6762 and encodes 2253 amino acids. The transcript has 2 exons. Lineage: Eukaryota; Evosea; Eumycetozoa; Acytosteliales; Acytosteliaceae. Gene Ontology annotation, molecular function: metal ion binding; acetyl-CoA carboxylase activity; ATP binding.